Aspergillus brunneoviolaceus CBS 621.78 is the source of this 996-nucleotide messenger RNA. RefSeq lists its product as uncharacterized. The coding region runs from base 1 to 996 and encodes 331 amino acids. The transcript is spliced from 6 exons. Lineage: Eukaryota; Fungi; Ascomycota; Eurotiomycetes; Eurotiales; Aspergillaceae. Gene Ontology annotation, biological process: transmembrane transport. Gene Ontology annotation, cellular component: fungal-type vacuole membrane. Gene Ontology annotation, molecular function: transmembrane transporter activity. The record is from RefSeq and is a predicted model, not a curated record.
AUGGGGACUCCAAGCCCGCCUUCCCCACUAUUCACUCCCCUCCCUCGCACCCUUACAGAAUCAUUAUCAUCAUCUUCAUCAUCAUCAUCACCCUCCUCCUCCGCCCCCACCGAAGACUGGUUUGCAUGGCUGCAAACAUUCUACGAACUGGAUUUCCUCGCCUCCAAAUCCUCCUCGGACAUCUCAUGGAUUGGAUCCACGCAAGCCUUCCUCAUGUUCAUUGUCUCGGCGAUUGUAGGGCCGAUCGUCGACGCAGGUUACAUGCGGUCCUUGCUAGUGCUCGGGGCCUUGCUCACCGUGCUGGGGAUGUGUAUGACGAGCCUGUGCACGGCAUACUGGCAGGUGUUUCUGGCGCAGGCGCUGACCAUGGGGCUGGGGUUCGGGUGCCUGCACGUGCCGGCCCCGACGAUCAUCUCUCAGUACUUCCACGCCCGCACUGCGCUGGCGAUGGGGGCCUCCUCCGCGGGCACGGCCAUAGGAGGCGUCAUCUACCCGAUCAUCUUCACCCGCCCUCAGCCCGCAUCGGCUUCGGCUGGACCACCCGACCUGGUGGACCGGACCGCAUUCCGAGAUGUGCCCUACCUCCUCAACACCGGCCUGAUCCUGGUGAUUAUCAACGCCAGCUCGUUGCCCGGGCGGCUGAUCCCCGGAUACUAUGCCGAUCGGAUCGGGUCGAUCAACGUCCAGACGGUAGUCGCACUGGUAGGUGCUGUGAUGACCUUUGCACCUAUCGCCAUUCACACGACCCCGGGACUCCUCUCUGCCGACCGUAGUAAGAUCGGGACCCGGCUGGGCAUGACCUUGGCGGUGCUGGGCUGCGGCGUGCUGGUGAGCACCCCCAUCGCCGGCGCAAUCCUGAACAGAGGACACGGUGGGGAGGGUCGCCAUUGGGUCGGGCUCAUCGUGAGGUGCGGUGCCCUGCUUUCGGCUUCGGUGGUGGCCAUGGCGACAACGCGGAUCUGGAAGAUUGGCCUUGGGUUCAAGCGGGUGAUUUGA